CUGCUAUUGAGUCUGACGUUGUCUGGUAUCCUAGGGAGGGGAUAGAAAGUGCUAAACAUCUGAAGCACAGGGAUAAGGCUUCAAACCUAACGCAGGCUGUAACAUUUCCAGUGUGAGUGUGAAGUCCUCCUUGCCAAGGUAGGAGAGGCACCAGGGACCAUGAGCGAGAAUGGCCCUCAUACAGAGGCGUCUAUGUACUUUGAGGUGGAGGUGGAUCCUCUGGGGCGGGAUGAUGACGAAGACGAAGACAAGAUCCACUAUGACAAAGAUGACGACCUAAUCCCUGAACCUUCAUCCUCCUCUGGCCGGGUGUACGACCGCACUACGGUGCUCAUCGAGAGGGACCCCAUCCGGUUGGAUGAGGAGGGCGAAGAGGAGGGUCACUGCGGCGGAGACGAAGAUGGGGUCACCUUCCUCACUGAAGGGGAAGGUGAUGGCGACGAGGAGGAGGGCUCUCUGGUCUUUAUGAAUGACCCUGAUGGCAUGUCGCAGGGUUACGUUCAUCACACCAUUUCUCCGGACCAGAUCCAGUUCACAAUAAAUCCCGGCUCCACCCCGAUGCCACGGAACAUAGAGGGGGCCACGCUGACCCUGCACUCUGAGUGCCCCGAGACCAAGCAGAGAGAGGUGAAGCGCUACCAGUGCAUGUUCGAAGGCUGCACGAGGACAUACAGCACAGCGGGAAACCUGCGAACACACCAGAAGACUCAUCGAGGAGAGUACACGUUUGUGUGCAAUCAGCAGGGCUGUGGAAAAGCUUUUCUCACGUCGUACAGCCUCAAGAUCCAUGUCCGUGUCCACACCAAGGAGAAGCCGUUCGAGUGCGACGUGCAAGGCUGCGAGAAGGCCUUCAACACCUUAUACAGGCUGAAAGCACACCAGAGACUUCACACAGGCAAGACGUUCAACUGUGAAUCAGAGGGAUGCACGAAGUACUUUACCACACUCAGUGACCUGAGGAAGCACAUUCGCACACACACUGGGGAGAAGCCAUUCCGGUGUGACCAUGACGGUUGUGGCAAAGCGUUUGCUGCGAGUCAUCACCUAAAAACACAUGUACGGACACACACAGGGGAGAAGCCAUUCAAUUGUCCGAGUGACGGCUGUGAGAAGACUUUUAGCAGCCAGUACAGUCUGAAGAGUCACAUCCGGGGCCACGACAAAGGACAGGCCUUCAGCGUCACCCUCACCCAUCCACUCUCUGAAGAUGCAAAUCACUCGCUGUGCCUCAGUGACUUGAGUCUCAUCUCAACAGACUCGGAGCUACGAGAGAACAUCAAUAACGCUCAAAACCUGGACCUCAACAGUGUUACCCCUGUGAAAAUCUUUGAGCUCAUGUUCCAGAGUCCUGAAAAUAGCAUCAGCCAGGACGAUGUCCAUCACAGUGAGAGCCUUGCUGAACACUUCAGCCUCGAGACUUCUUCUGGAGUGACUGACGCCUCAUCCAUCAUCUCUUUUACCUUCAAUCAUACCUCCUCAACUCCCUGUUCCCACGCAACUGCAGUUCUGGAGAUUCCUCCCCGGCUCAGUGAGAGCUCUCCUCCUCAUGCCUCCGCCCCUGCUGCAGUUACAGCCACUGUCAGCUCAAAGCAGCCUCCCCCUUUCAUGCAACUAACCAGCUCCCAGCAGAUCCCUGAAAUGCCCUCUCAGGCUUCUGUCCAAGCACCAAAACAUGCCACCUCCCAGCAAUACGUCACACUGCCAUCCACAUUCCUGCAAUCAAACAGUAACGCCCAGACCACUCCUCUGCCACAGCCAAUCCCUGCUCCUCCUCUUCCUCCAGUCGCUCCAGCACUGAACACCACAGCUCCAGGAGCCGCUCCUGUGCCUGUUGUUGCAACUGCCACAACAGAUGCUCUGGCAGCUGUGGCUCAACCUGUGCCUUUGGCCAACAACCCCGUCCCCAACUCUGGCCCUAGUCUACCUACCACCCCUGCUACCAUCACCAUAGCUCCCACCCAGAACCUGCUGCAGCCCAGCCUGGUUAUGUCUGACCAGAACCUUCAGUGGAUCCUCAGCAGUGCUGCCAACAGUCAGCAGAACUCAGAGCAGGCAGCACAUCAAGGAGCUCCAAAAGUGGAAAAGGUUUUCUUCACUACAGCCAUACCAGUGGGAGGAAAUGCUGGCAACUCUGUCCAGCAGAUCGGCCUCAGCCUUCCUGUCAUCAUCAUCAAACAGGAGGAGUCCUGCCAGUGUCAGUGUGCCUGCAGGGACUCCGCUAAGGACAAGAGUUCAAAGAGUGCCUCCUCCACAGUUCCAGCCCCAGCACAGCUUCUGUCACAGCCUCCCCCGCCUCCCCCUCCUCCCCCGCCACCAUCAGAGCCCACAGAGCCUCCGCACCAUCCCCCCACUUCCUCCUCUUCUUCUUGCAGCCUCCCUGAGUCUUCCUCCAAAGUGGCUGAGGUGAGGCUAGAGGCCCCUUCUUCCACUUCCCCUUCCUCCUCCUCCUCCUCCUCUUCCUCCACAGCUCAGACUAUUCCCACGAUAGUGAGCAGCACUGCCACCAACCCUCCUUCAUCUGACGCGUUAUCCACUAUGGAUGUGUCGGACUUCCUCUCGCUGCAGAGCCCAGACACGGCCGCCAACAUCGAGGCUCUGCUUCUGGUCGCCGAGGACUUCAGCAUGGCCACUGACGGCAAUCCUUAGACGGCUAGAGCUGCCUUCCUAGUCUGGCGGCCUGCAUUGGUCUGUUGCACCCACGCAUCCACAGGCAUCAAAUCCACCCACACCAAGUCGUUCUUCAGUGAAGCCUCUUCCCUUUCCCUAUAUAGCGUGUGCAUCAAGCCCUUGUACCUGCAGUGCAUUCUGUUCUGUAUCACAUUGUGCAACACAUAUACACAAACUAUGGAUGACUUUCUGUUGAGUCUCAUUGCAGUAGUUGAGUUUUUUUUGAAAAUAGGAUUAGUUUGCUUAUUGAGAUUUAGCUCUCUUAAUGCUGUGUUAAGCAGGGGAAAGGCAGUAGAUCCUUAGUUCUGAACAUAAUCAAGCUGUAUAUAUAUCAACCCUACAAAUGAGUGUUGUCAAAGCACUGAGAGAACGAAGAGCUCCACUUUUCUGGCUUGAAGGUUCCACACGCCUGAGCAGGAAAACAAAGUGUGUCUGUAUAUCCUUGUACUGUACUAGAGGUCCUAACCAAUGCUUCAAUCUGGUAUGCAGAUGAGCAGAUUGCACUGUAUAUUAGAAGAAUGUUCGAAAUUUUUAACAAGAAUCGCUCCCUGUAGGAAUUGAAGAGGUGAGCCACACGGCGCCUCAUGACUGUCAUGAGAUAUGAAGUGAUUUAUUCUUUUUAUUUGUUUGCGAGGAAGACUAGUGUAGUCCAGAAAAUGUGAUGUUUGGUUUUUUUUUUCUUCUUUUGACAGUUAUUUACUCAUUGACAAAAUAACCUGUGACCAGAUCAGCCUGUCUUUAAAUGAAAUUAAGUCAAGACAUCAAUAAGUUGCCUAUAACUUAAACUAAUUUAUAAUUGUACAUGUUAAUUUAUUUAAUGCUUGAUUCUUUCAUCUUUACUGGUAAUAUUAUCAAGUAACAGAGAAUCUAUAAUUAAUUUAUUCCAAUCACUUGUUGUACUUUUAGUUGAGUUUUAAUGUUACUGAUUUUGCUUUUGUUUUGUAGGAACAUAAAAGCGAGUUUGAGAAAAGAGGCACCUUUAGUCGACUGCACAGUGACGAAAUUUCUCGGAGGUUUAGCUCGUUGGUAGGAAACGCCCACAAUGAAACAGUAAAGAACUACUGUCAUCAUCCCAUGUUUUACAGGGUUUGACCCUCUCAGGGAUGCAUCGACUCAUAACUGAUUCUGGUUCCCCUUAGUUUGUUACUCAGACAUUAGUUUUCUCUUACAGGACGGCCCCACACUGGCAGUAGCCCUGAGUUUUGCUGCACUCUUCCCCGUUUCUUGCACACAAACAUGAGUAAUCUGACAGCUUGUUAGCUGAGGUGCAGCACCACUACAGACUUUUGUAUACAACUGCUGUAAAGUAGCAUUUAAAAAGACGGUGUCCUGGCGACAGUGUAAAUACAUUUUAGUGUAAACAUCUUUGAGAAAUGUGUAGAUUAUUCUAGAAUUUGUAUUUUUGUAUAGACUUUUGAAUUACUAACUCUCAGAGUUUGAAGCUAAUGUACCCCUGCAUUUCCCCCCCAGUCACAUUUAUGCAGAAGAGUUUUUGCUGUGUUUAGUCGAAUAGUUCUACUAGCAGCUGGGCUUUUGUACAGUCUCUAUAGUAACAAAAUCUAUGUAACACAUGGCCUCCCGCUCAGAGUAUAAUUUAACAGUAUUGUUUCACAAGGGACACAAUGCAAUGAUGAUAGAGUGAAGGCUUCAUGCCAUUGUAUGCUAGAGAGUAGAGCUACUUGGCCUUACCACACAACGAUUCUGUGAGCCUCUUUGCCUUGACGUCUCUGCUUCAGACUUGACAUUGUAACACAUCCAUCUUCAUCAAGUCUCAGGCAAUCACUUUUGUGGAUCACCAUGAGGCAAAAGAAGAAUUGAAACAGAAAAGCUGAUUGUUUAGAUGAGGUAAAGUAAUAAAUAGAUAUGCAGCUCUGCUACAACUAUAAUCAACUAGAUAACACCUGAUGAAGGUGAUGUGAUCAUAACCAAACAACUCGUAUCUGACUUCUUUUUUGUUUUGCUCUUGUUCUUUUUGCCAUAACUUCGGUGGAGCAUUUUACCGUGCCAAGAUUAGAGGUUAGGUUUGUUGUGAAAGGCUCUGGUCCAUUUUGUACUGUAACCAUUCCAUGUAUGCAGUAUUUGAUAAAUAGAGACAUAAUUUGGCUCUAAUAUGACAAAAAUGUUCAUUUUCUGACUUAUUCUGGAAAGCAUUCGGUAAACUACUGCCACAAGUCAAGCUCAUGCCAUCAGUAAUACAUCUAAACAUGCAUACUGUCAUUGAACACAACUAUGCAAUUUUAAGUGUGGCAUUCACAUGUUUAAAAUACCAACUGCAGGACACACAUUAUUUAUUCCUCCCUCCCAUUAAAAUUGUAUUCUGCUACAACCUUCUAUUCAGAACUCCAAAGGCAAAUGUUGCCUUUCUAGUGCAUUCAUGUAAAGCAUGUCUCUGGCACUUCCUGCUCCACAUCUGGGCUGAUGUGAUUUGAUAAUCACUGCAAUCCCCUUCACAUGUUGCUUGAAAUGGACUGGAUUUGUUUGCAGGGGAUCUUAAUUUGUGAAUGAUUCUGUUUUAAGAAUUAUUUUCAUCAAAUGAGCGCAGCUUUCCUUUGUUUACUUUAACGCCUAAACAGGUUUCAUUGGGGCUCACUCACUGAUUUAAUCGAUCUCAGCUUUUUCAUGUAUUUAAAAUUGGACAUGUGGCUAUUUUGUUGGCUCAUCUUCACAAAUUCAAGUCACUUACAGCCACUGAUCCUUUAAGUUUAUGGCAGAGAAAUGGUUUCUGGACCUUUGUCCCAGGUUUGUGUUUCUUAACUUUACCUUAAAAGAAAAAGGUAAAGUCAUAUCACUGAUGGUGACGUUUGUUUGGAAGCACAUUGUUUGAUCACAAAUGUACAGCCAGAUGGUUUUUUUGGGGGGGGGGGGGGGGGGGUGAUGGAGAUCCAGCAUUUUGCAAACAUUUUUUGAAAUGGGCAACAUUAGAAGUAGAAAAAUGGGGGGAAACUGUAUGCUUCCAAAGGAAUGUCUUUACACCCAAAGAGUGAGGAAUUGUAAAGGAUUUGUAUUUUUUAAAAGAAUGUAUAAUGUGAAAAUGUUUGCUUAUGCUUGUUUCAUAUAAAGUAUUAUAAGAAAUAACUUUCUGAAUUGAGAGCAAUAUACUAAUAAAACCCUAUCCUUGUCACUGUAA
This is a messenger RNA of Notolabrus celidotus (New Zealand spotty), 5794 nucleotides long. It is a transcript of the gene mtf1, whose product is annotated as metal-regulatory transcription factor 1. The coding region runs from base 160 to 2646 and encodes 828 amino acids. NCBI's taxonomy places the organism in Eukaryota, Metazoa, Chordata, Actinopteri, Labriformes, Labridae. The transcript has 11 exons. Gene Ontology annotation, cellular component: nucleus. The record is from RefSeq and is a predicted model, not a curated record. Gene Ontology annotation, molecular function: RNA polymerase II cis-regulatory region sequence-specific DNA binding; DNA-binding transcription activator activity, RNA polymerase II-specific. Gene Ontology annotation, biological process: positive regulation of transcription by RNA polymerase II; central nervous system development.